Aaosphaeria arxii CBS 175.79 is the source of this 3393-nucleotide messenger RNA. RefSeq lists its product as uncharacterized. Lineage: Eukaryota; Fungi; Ascomycota; Dothideomycetes; Pleosporales. The transcript is spliced from 6 exons. Bases 40 to 3288 code for a protein of 1082 amino acids. Gene Ontology annotation, molecular function: ATP hydrolysis activity; ATP binding. The record is from RefSeq and is a predicted model, not a curated record.
CUACAAUCACGCUCAUACUGUGGAGGCUCUUCGGGCAAGAUGGCUCCUGAUUCGGACAGUGCGAUUGCCUCACAGGAGGUAACCACGCCUGCCGAAAGUUCUUCCCCUAAUGGAAUCGAGAUGGACGGAGCAACAAAUGCGGCGACUGAACAAUCUGCCAAUUCCCAGCCGGCACCCUUGCCUUCGUCCAAGGAUGAAUCUGGGCGAGUGCAACAGCUAGAGGAAACUAUCGCAAAAAUGGAGCAACGUCUAGAAGAGGUUCUAGAAAGUGUCAACAUGAAGAAGAAGAAGAGGCCCACUCCUCCGCCUCCGCCUCCUCCUCCGCCUCCUCCUCCUCCUCUUAUGGCCCCUCAUUUUAACACCUACGACCCUCCUAAUCCACACAGUCCACCCAGUCCUCCCCUAAUGCCACCGCCGCCACCUCCUCCCCCACCCCCUUUACAUCACAUGCCGCCACCACCACCUCCACCUCCUCCAUGGGCAUUUUCAAAUGAAGUAUCGUUCGACCAUGGACUUCCGUACAGCAAGAUCGACUGCAGCACAAACCCUCAAUUCUGGAAAGAAUUCCAGAGAUGUGUCAUAAAGCCGACCCGGCAUCCAAUUGAUGUGCUCGUCGGAGAGCCUGAACAGAAGCGAGUUCGUAAUAUCCCAUCGAGGAUGGAGUACAGCAAUUCACUCGGAGAUACCGAUGACGAGGAAAGCCCAGAUCCAACGCAUGUACGCGAUGCUCGUACAGAUAUGGAAGUUAUCAAAGGCACUGCCAUGCCAGAACGGAUUCGAUUCAAUAUCUUCGCGACUCAAUACCUGAUCCGCAAAUUGAUACCGUGUCCCAUGUCUUUGCCUCAUAGUUAUGCACAAGGGGGGAUAGUCCUAUUGCGUCCCUUCAAGGCGUUGUUUCACCAAGAGGCAAACAUCCGCACACAGUUAGCAAAGUUGAUCAAUCAGAUCGACAUUAUCGAACGCGGGGAGCUGGACGAAGAUGAGAAGGAUUCGAGUACCGAGUCAGAGGGCAAUGGCGUUCCUCUAAGCCCGGCAAGGCUCUCGUUAAUUCUUCUGAAUGCAAACUUGAACUGUUGCGGAGUUUGCAUCAAUUAUCUGCAGCAUGACUUUUCGAGUACCUCAAGAGUGCGGCAGAUCGUAGCUACUUUCUUGAACUUCUUUGACGACUACCUGAAACCGGUACAUCAGAGGCAUCGCUCGAGGGAAACGAAAAACGUUGCGUUCCCUGACUUAUGGCAUCUUUUCCAGCCGGGGGAUGAGAUAGAACACAAACCUAUGUCCAGCACUAUUUCUGCGGUUUCAGACCAGCAUGGAGUUGGAAACUUGCACGUUGAUCGCAUGAAGGUCCUUCGAGUUAGUGGAGGAAGAACAUCGAUAUAUCCCAGCCCAGGCGUACCAUACCCAAAUGGCCCUAUACCGUCGCCAAUGCCGCCACCCCCUGGUGACUUUAAUAUCCCUCCAGGGCGACCUCCGCCAAUCGGAGGCGUAAUCCCAUUCAUCGUGGACGCAUACUUGAUCGAUUUCAACGGUGGUUACUUAACUCCCCAAAGAAGGAGAUUUGUCAUUGAGCCAUACCACGGCAGACGGGAUGUUACAAAUUUUAUCGUGUAUCCCUCCGAAUUUGCAGAGAACGCGAAAACCCGGCGAGAAAAGUCAAUUAAAUUCGGCAACGACUUCAUAGAUUAUAUCUAUUCCCCAACGACAGCUCAUCGUCAUUGCAAAGGAACCGAACUGGAAAGAUACAGAGAUCUGAACGAACAGGUCAUAGUAGACAUGCAUGAGUGUUUCAAAACCCGAGAUGUUGCUGAACAAAUUCUGUAUACGACACCUCAACCGAUCGAUAUUGCGGACACACACGAUUGUCGCUUCUGCAACAACGUGGAUCUGCAUUGUGGGCAUAUCAAGACACCUAUCCUAUCUGAUCAUUACGUAGACUCGGAUUUGAUGGAACAGACUAUCGAGAAACAGGAUCUCUUCCAACUUCGUGCAGUACCACAGAGGCCAGCUUUGACUGAAGAUGAUUACGCAAUAUGCACUCACCGCGUCUAUGCGUUCAGUUUGCAAUCUAGACAAUGGGUGAAAGUACAUGUGCGAGAUUUAUCCAUUAUCCGUCCACGGGAUAGUGAUUUAGGCUUUGACCUUUUACGGAUCCCCAGUGCUCACAAGAGGAUCCUCAAAGCCCAGGUUCAAGAGCACUUUCGCAAACGGUUAUUGCUUACACAGAGCGUGGACACCAAUCUCGAUAUCGUGCGUGGUAAAGGCCAGGGACUCAUUAUCCUUCUACACGGUGCACCCGGUGUUGGUAAAACAGCUACUGCAGAAUGCAUGGCUGACCUGGUCAAACGACCUCUAUACUCAAUCACGUGCGGCGAUCUCGGCAGCAGUGCAAAAGAGAUUGAAGCAGAGCUUCUUCUCCACUUCAGCUUAGCCAGUCGCUGGGAUUGUAUCCUUCUGCUCGACGAGGCCGAUGUUUUCCUGUCCAAACGGACGAGAGAGGACCACGGACGAAAUGCGAUUGUGUCAGUCUUCCUUCGCAUGUUGGAAUAUUACAAAGGCAUUUUGUUCCUUACGACGAAUCGAGUUGGCGCGUUCGAUGAGGCUUUCAAAUCGCGAAUUCAUUUUUCAUUGUUUUAUCCAAACUUCGACAGGACGACAACCAUGGAAGUGUGGGAUACAUUCAUUGGCCAGACGAAGAAGAACUACGGCAGUGAUCACUUCUUCAUCGACACAGACGGGAUUGAAGAGUUUGCCCAGGAACACUACGACAACAAUGACGAAGACACACGCUGGAACGGUCGACAGAUCAGAAACGCUUUCUCCACUGCAAUCGCAAUGGCCGAGUUCCAGGCCCGCUCCAAACAAUUUAAGAAAGAGGACCGGGCAGAGGAUGUUCUCGACCCAGAAAAGUAUAGCCAAGCGACCAACGUCAAGGUGAAACUGGGGCCAAGCCAAUUCCACACCAUCAGCGACACCGUAAAGGAGUUUGAUAAGUACAUCCAACUGACGAUGGGUCAAUCUUGGGACGAGAAAAUGGACAAGGAAAAGUAUAGGAAGGGUAGGUAUAAGGGUUGGGACCCGCGGAAGGACGAUGAAGAUGAAAUGUACAAGAGUAAGAAGAAGAGCAAAAAGGGAAAGCAAAAAUAUGCCAGCUCCAGCGACUCCUCAAGCUCGUCGGAAGAAGAUAAGAAGACCUCGAAGCAUGGCAAGGGCAAUUCGAAGUCUGGCAAGUCUGGCAAGUCGAAAAAGUCGGGGAAGAAGAAGGAUGACUCUGACUCGGAUUCAGACUAAGACCAGGAAUGUUGUAUGAAUAGUACAAGUCGUGCGGGGGUGUUCGCAAGCUAUGUUCGUACGGUUCGUCCUCUACAAUUGUGGUUUCUCGUCUCCAUAAGUGUU